Molecule: messenger RNA, 1422 nt
Organism: Cetraspora pellucida
Lineage: Eukaryota; Fungi; Glomeromycota; Glomeromycetes; Diversisporales; Gigasporaceae
Source: the annotation of a GenBank genome assembly
AUGUCAGAUCACAUUUUCCCUUUAAUCAAUUUACAAGUUGUUUCAAUGAAAAAGAUUGCCACAGUCCCUUAUAUUCCUCCCGAAAUUAUCCGUAUGAUAUUUGGUUUACUAAGGGAUGAUAAGAAAACUCUCGCCACUUGUGCUUUGGUUAGCCAUACGUUUAAUCUUCACGCUACACCUUUCUUAUAUCAUACCGUUGCAUUUGUUUUCCCUCACACAUUUACGCUUUUCGCUAAUGUCGUAAACGAUAUUAAAAAACGUUCCCACAUGGUUCGCCACUUGGAUCUUUCCGGCUUCUCCACCUGUGGCCUCCAAAAAAGUUAUUCUGAUUUUCAUAAUGUUGUUACUCCAGAAUUGUUAAUUUAUAUUCUAAGGUCUUGCCCCGAAUUAAAAACUUUUUCUGUAUCAGAAUCCUUAGAAUUCGUAAUUACCUUUGAUGUUUUAAAAGUACUAUUUUUGGAAUGUAAAAAUGUAAUUACUAUCGAUCUUUGUGGAUUCUCUACUAAACAAUUUGGCAACACUUUAGAACAAUUCUGCCGUCUAAUUGGUCGCGUUAGAAUCGAUGAUUGCGGUAAUGAUCUGACAACUGCUUUUAAUGUGAACGACGAACCUGCAUUAUCUCAUUUACAAAGACUUUCACUUCAUGAAUGUGCCGUGAUUUCGGAAUGCUCAACUAUAAUCCUUCUUGCUAACGCUCCUAACCUUACACAUCUCGACCUAGGUGGUUGUUCUAUUAGUGAUUUGACAAUAAACUUCCUGGCUGAAACAAAUGCACCAACCAAUUUUCGCCAUUUAUUAUUGGCGAAAUGUAAAAACAUUUCUUCGUGUGCUAUUUCUUCUUUGAUUCUUAAAUGUUCUCAGUUAGAAUCACUUAAUCUUUAUGGUGUAAGGGAUACUACUACUAUCAUUAAUGAGUAUGACCUGAUAAACAUACUUAGUUCACCUAGCGCAAAGAAUCUUCAAAUUUUAGACAUCGGGUCAUCACAAAUAACACCAUUGGUUUUAACAUUAAUUAAAGAAAAUUGUUCCUCAUCAUUAAAAAACCUUGGUAUUUCGAAAGCUCAAAUUACCAACAUUAGUGUUAUUAAAGACCUUUUAACAUCCUUACCAAAUCUACAGUAUAUCGAUCUUACUUCAGUCCUAUGUUUUAAUGUUUUAAACACUAAUACUCUAUUAAACAGUAUUGUAAAGAAUAAUCAUCCGAUUCAUACGAUCGAAAUGAAUGAUUCAUUACUUAAAAAACUUUAUGCAACUAAAGGAUGGAAGAUUGAUGUAAAUUAUGGUAGAAGAUGGUAUUAUUCUCGUGAAUCUCGAUUAGAUUCAAUAAGAGCUGAUAGGGUACAUGGUAGAAAGUUAGAUUUAACCGAAUAUGGUCCAGAAUAUAUGAGCAAUAUUUUUCAAUAUUAUAGUUUUGACGCGUGA